AUGACAAAACGACGACCGAGCAAUAAGAAGCCUACCGGAGUGAAUGCUUCUCUUGGUAGUAGUUUGGCAAAUGAGCGAAGGAAGGCGAGGAUCAGUCAUAUUGUGACAAAGUUUCACGACAACGAAUAUUCUGGCGUAUCUAACGCCAAAUCAGUUACUGAGGAAACUAGUUUAGAGGAAUUCUUGGCGAAAGUUGAACUAGCAACAACGGCUUUUACCGCGGAACGUGAAGAUGUGAAAAUUCUUAAGAAGGGUCCCUCAUUUGUUGCACCUACAAAGACUGAAAUCUCGGACAGUUUAGAACUGCAGCGGCUGUACGCUGAUCGUUUAAAAAUACCUAGAAGGCCACCACAUGGUUUGUGGCACUCCGCAGAAGAGUUAGUCGCACUUGAGAAGCAGAAUUUUUUGGACUGGAGGAAAUCGAUUGCUGAUUUGCAACAGGUUGACGGAGUUAUGUUGACUCCCUUCGAGCGUAACUUGGAGUUGUGGAGGCAGCUUUGGAGGGUUGUUGAACGUAGCGAUAUUGUUGUUCAGAUAGUAGAUGCACGUAAUCCUUUGCUGUUUCGGAAUUUUGAUCUAGAGUCGUAUGUAAAAGAAUGCGACCAUGCGAAGGAGAACCUAUUAAUAAUAAAUAAAGCGGACCUGUUGACCGAAGAACAGGUUCAGCUGUGGAGGGACUGGUUUUUGGAACAAAAAAUUGAUGCAGUUUUUUGGUCAGCUUUGGAGCCUGGAAAUCCCGAAUCAUUCGACUGUGACUUGGUUAAAUAUUUGAAAUCGCGACUGCUUAAUCGGUCAGAUUCCACUUUUUCUAAAUGCCCCAUUGUGGUUGGAAUGGUUGGAUACCCGAACGUUGGUAAAAGUUCUACGAUAAACCGAAUUAUCGGGAAGAAGAAGGUGGCAGUUUCAGCGACGCCGGGGAAGACUCGUUGUUUACAAACAUUAGUCGUUGAUGAUGAGCUGACGCUUUGUGAUUGCCCUGGAUUAGUAAUGCCAUCCUUUGUCUUUAACCGUGCUGAAAUGCUGCUUAACGGCAUUUUACCUGUUGAUCAGAUGCGCGAGUGUUUUAGCCCGGUCGCACUGAUCGCUACCCGUGUGCCACGUAUUUGUUUUGAAGCCAUGUAUUCGGUAAUGUUGCCAAAACCUGACCGCCCUCCUACUCCACAUGAAUUACUAACUGCUGUAGCUUUUAUGAAAGGUUUUAUGUCUUCUGCCGGGAUACCUGACUGCUCUAGGGCGGCACGAUUUAUAAUCAAAGACGUUAUUAACGGCAAACUGAAAUGGGUGGCUGCGCCUCCAGGAAUAUCUCAAGAUUUGUUCGAUAGAUAUACUUAUCGAGAAUUUCUAGAUUUAAAUAAAGAAGAGAUAAAAAAGAAAGGAGCUGUGUUGCUGCAGCAGCUUGAAAAGCGUCAUCUUUUGGAAGGUACUGCUGCUGUUGACAGAUUCGUUGAUGAGCGUUUUUUCUCACUUAAAGAAAGUGGUGUGCAUACAAAAUCGGCAGUACCGGAAUCACCUUUUAUCUAUAAUACUAAGUUAAAAAAUGGUCGAAUUUGCCUUAAGAAGGGAAAACGUGAGAAACUGAGGAGACUAUAUUCAUAUCUGGAUGCCUGA
Messenger RNA from Enterobius vermicularis (human pinworm), 1608 nucleotides. NCBI's taxonomy places the organism in Eukaryota, Metazoa, Nematoda, Chromadorea, Rhabditida, Oxyuridae. The record is from the annotation of a GenBank genome assembly.